Molecule: messenger RNA, 1611 nt
Organism: Striga asiatica
Lineage: Eukaryota; Viridiplantae; Streptophyta; Magnoliopsida; Lamiales; Orobanchaceae
Source: the annotation of a GenBank genome assembly
AUGCAUUUCGUCUCCACCGAGGGCUCGGGCUCGGACAAACUGGCUCGAGCCCAAGCCCUGAUGCAGGUCGCCGUGAAGCGACUUCAGAAGGAGUUCUACCAGAUACUGUCGAUGAACCGGGCCCACCUUGACCCAGAGUCCGUCUCGACUCGAUCCUCUCGCACAUCGACUGGGUCGUCGUCUUCGCUGUACGACGAAGACGACGAGACCCGAGCCGCAGACGAGUCCUCGGUCUCUGAGGCCGAGGACGCGUCCCUGGCGGCCAUGUCGGACCUCCGGCUCAUAGCCGAGUGCAUGAUCUCGUCGGGUUACGCUAAAGAAUGCCUCAAAAUCUAUAUCGUGAUCCGAAAAUCGAUCGUCGACGAGGGGAUUUACAAGCUCGGAGUCGAGAAGACGAGCUCCUCCCAAAUCCACAAGGCGAGUUGGGAGGCCGUCGAAUGGCGCGUCGACACGUGGCUUAACGCAGUCCGCGCCGCAGUCAAGACGCUCUUCAACGGCGAGCGGAUCCUCUGCGAUCACGUCUUCGCGGGGCACGACUCGCUCCGCGAGUCGUGCUUCGCUGACGUCACCCGGGAAGGCGCGGGAGUUUUGUUCGCCUUCCCGGAGGCCGUGGCGAAGCACGCCCGAAGGGUGCCGGAGAUGAUUUUCCGGCUCCUCGACAUGUACGGAGCCAUCGCCGAUCGUUGGCCGGAAAUCGAGUCGAUCUUCUCCGACGAGGCGGCGGCCGGGGUCCGGGCGCAGGCGGCGAGCGCGCUCGCGCGGCUCGCCGAGGCCGUCCGUGCGGUGCUCCACGACUUUGAGACGGCGGUGCUCAAGGAUCCGUCGAAGUCGCCGGUCGCCGGCGCCGGAAUCCACGAUCUCACGGUGGACGCGAUGGCUUACGUGGCGAACCUCGCCGACUACAGCGGCGCGCUGUCGGAAAUACUGGCGGAGGCGCCGCCGGCGGCGGCGAAGAACAAGCUGCCGGAGUCAUACUUCGGUUUCUCCGACUCCGACGACUCUCCGGCGCCGGCGGUCUCUCUUAAAAUGGCCUGGCUUAUCCUCGUCCUCUUAUGCAAGCUCGACACGAAGGCCAAGCACUACAAAGACAUUUCACUGUCGUACCUUUUCCUAGCGAACAAUCUCCAAUACGUCGUCGGAAAGGUGAGGACGUCAAACCUAAAAUACCUCCUCGGCGACGAUUGGCUGGCGAGGCACGAGUCAAAGGUCAAACAGUUCGCGGCGAGGUACGAGCGGCUGGGAUGGGGACACGUCAUCGAUUCCCUCCCUUCAGAUCCGACGGCGGCGGACACGCCAGCAAAAGCCAAGGAGACAUUCAAGAAGUUCAACGCGGCGUUUGACCAGGCGUGCAGGAAGCAGGGUGUGUGCGUCGUACCGGAUAACAAACUCCGGGACCACAUCAAAGUAUCGAUCGCGAGAAAGAUAUUUAGAUUAUAUCGCGAGUUUUACAACGCGCACAAGGAGAAAAUGGAGAGGGAGAGAUUUUCUGCCUCGGUUGUGAGAUACGCGCCAGAGGAUGUGGGCCACCACCUGUCGGAUCUGUUUUUUGGGCACUUCGAGUCGUGGGGCGCUUCGUCAGUUGAGUCGUCGCCUAUGCAUUAUCGAGCUUAG